AUGGAACAGAGGAGGAGGACGAGAACAGAGGAGGAGGACGAGAAGGAGGAGGAGGACGAGAAGGAGGAGGAGGACGAGAAGGAGGAGGAGGACGAGGACGAGGAGGAGGAGGAGGACGAGGAGGAGGAGGACGAGAAGGAGGAGGACGAGGAGGAGGAGGACGAGGAGGAGGACGAGAAGGAGGAGGACGAGGAGGAGGAGGACGAGGAGGAGGACAAGAAGGAGGAGGAGGACAAGAAGGAGGAGGAGGACAAGAAGGAGGAGGAGGCAAAAAAACAAGGUCAGUUGCACGGACGGUUUCGAACCCGCGGCCUGUUCGUCCCCGAGGACGCUAAGUAG
This is a messenger RNA of Linnemannia hyalina, 339 nucleotides long. Lineage: Eukaryota; Fungi; Mortierellomycota; Mortierellomycetes; Mortierellales; Mortierellaceae. The record is from the annotation of a GenBank genome assembly.